AUGGAGAGAAUGAGGGGGAGGAGACUGUUCUCGGUGAGGGAAGAGCAGCUGCCAGCAUUAGCAAGGGGCACAGGCUGUGGUCCGGGUGCCCCUCAGCUUCCCCUCCCUCUCCCUGCUCAGCUGACCCAGCGUCUGGACCUGCAGGGCAACGUGCUGCAGGAGAUCCCCCCGGCUGCCUUCCGGGACCUGCCUCACCUGACGCACCUGGACCUGCGGCACUGCCAGGUGGGGCUGGUGGCCGAGGGCGCCUUCCGAGGCCUGGGCCGCCUGCUCCUCCUCAACCUGGCCUCCAACCGCCUGCGCGCGCUGCCCCAGGAGGCGCUGGACGGGCUAGGCUCGCUGCAGCGGCUGGAGCUGGCGGGGAACCUGCUGGAGGAGCUACGGCCAGGAACGUUUGGGGCGCUGGGUGCGGUGACCACGCUGAACCUGGCCCACAACGCCCUGGUCUACCUGCCCGCCAUGGCCUUCCAGGGGCUGGUGCGCGCCCGCUGGCUGCAGCUGUCGCACAACGCGCUCAGCGUGCUGGCCCCCGAGGCUCUGGCGGGCCUGCCUGCCCUGCGCCGGCUCAGCCUGCACCACAACGAGCUGCAGGCCCUGCCCGGGGCGGCCUUGUCCCAGGCCCGCGGCCUGGCCUGCCUCGAGCUGGGCCACAACCCCUUCACCUACAUGGGCGAGGAGGAUGAGCUGGCGCUCCCCGGCCUGCGGGAGCUGAGGCUGGACCACGGGGCCCUACAGGCCCUGGAUGCCCGGGCCUUUGCCCGCUGCCCCCGCUUGCAUACCCUGGAUCUCCGCGGGAACCAGCUGGACGCCCUGCCGCCGCUGCAGGGCCCGGGGCAGCUGCGCCGGCUGCGGCUGCAGGGAAAUCCGCUCUGGUGCGGCUGCCGGGCCCGGCCGCUGCUGGAGUGGCUGGCGCGGGCGCGCGUGCGCUCGGACGGCGCGUGCUGGGGGCCGCGGCGCCUGCGCGGGGAGGCCCUGGACGCCCUGCGGCCCUCGGACCUGCGCUGCCCCCGGCCCGGGGCGGAGGAGGAGGAGGAGGCCGAAGAGCUGAAGGCCGCGCCGCCCCGCGCCCCUGACGGCGCCCCUGGGGAGGAGGCCGGGGCGGCCGGGCCCUGCCCGCGCACCUGCGUGUGCGUCCCGGAGUCGCGGCACAGCAGCUGUGAGGGCCGGGGCCUGCAGGCAGUGCCCCGCGGCUUCCCCAACGACACCCAGCUCCUGGACCUCAGGCGGAACCGCUUCCCCGUGGUGCCCCAGGCGGCCUUCCCGGGCCUGGGCCGCCUCGUGUCGCUGCACCUGCAGCACUGCGGCCUCACGGAGCUGGAGGCGGGCGCCCUGGCGGGGCUGGACAGCCUCGUCUACCUCUACCUGUCGGACAACCGGCUCUCCGGCCUCAGCGCUGCCGCUCUCGAGGGCGCCCCCCGCCUGGGCUACCUGUACCUGGAGCGGAACCGCUUUGUGCGGGUGCCAGGGGCCGCCCUGCUCGCUCUGCCCAGCCUCUUCUCCCUGCACCUGCAGGACAACGCCCUGGACCACCUGGCGCCCGGUGACCUGGCAGGUGGGCGGGCCCUGCGCUGGCUCUACCUGAGUGGAAACCGCCUCGCCCGAGUGUCCCCUGGGGCGCUGGGCCCCGCUCGGGAGCUGGAGCAGUUGCACCUGGACAGGAACCGGCUGGGCGAGGUGCCCACUGAGGCCCUGGAGGGGCUGCCGGCCCUCCUGGAGCUGCAGCUCUCUGGGAACCCGCUCCGGGCCCUACGAGAUGGCGCCUUCCGGCCCGUGGGCCGUUCACUGCAGCACCUCUUCCUGAACAGCAGUGGCCUGGAGCAGAUUUCUCCUGGGGCCUUCUCGGGCCUGGGGCCCCAGCUCCGGAGCCUACACCUGCAGAAGAACCAGCUGCAGACGCUGCCCGCCCUGCCCGGUCUCAGUGAGCUGGAGCUCGUUGACCUCAGCGGCAACCCGUUCCACUGUGACUGCCAGCUGCUUCCGCUUCACAAGUGGCUGGCUGGGCUGAACUUGCGCGUGGGGGCCACCUGUGCCACCCCUCCCAGUGCCCGUGGCCAGAGGGUGAAGGCCGCAGCUGCUGUCUUUGAAGCCUGCCCAGGCCAGGCUGCCAGGAAAGCCAAGCGGACACCGGCCCCCAGGCCUGGCGCCCGGGGAACCCCCAUGAAGGGAAGAUGGCAGAGAGGAAACAAGGAAUACAAAGGCCUUAAAGGACACGGACCCUGAUCCCCAGCAGAAUGUUCUGCGCUGGGGUGCUCUCCAGAUUGAAGCCACUGAGUCUUGGUUGUGACCUGGCCGACGAGCUGGAGUUUAAUCCCACUGUUUCCAUUUCUUGUCAACUUAGGUCACCAAGUUACUGAACCUUAA
Molecule: messenger RNA, 2361 nt
Organism: Budorcas taxicolor (takin)
Lineage: Eukaryota; Metazoa; Chordata; Mammalia; Artiodactyla; Bovidae
Gene: CHADL
Product: chondroadherin like
Exons: 4
Coding region: 1-2220 (739 amino acids)
Biological process (GO): immune response; toll-like receptor signaling pathway
Cellular component (GO): membrane
Molecular function (GO): protein binding; transmembrane signaling receptor activity
Source: RefSeq, a predicted model, not a curated record